Messenger RNA from Sphenostylis stenocarpa, 2130 nucleotides. Lineage: Eukaryota; Viridiplantae; Streptophyta; Magnoliopsida; Fabales; Fabaceae. The record is from the annotation of a GenBank genome assembly.
AUGGCUCUUACCUUGACUUGCAACUCGCUCCAUCCCUCAAUGCCAGUUUUCUCAAGAACCCUUUUCUCAAUUCCUAUGUGCAAAGAGCUUUCACUGGAUAUUUCGCCUUGUGCCAGUUAUGGAAGCAGAGCAGCAAAGCAAUGGAAGAGACUGGUGCCGAUCAAAGCAACAGUGGCGGAGGCACCCCCUAAUGUUUGGAAAAAUGUGGCUGAAAAUGGAGGGGAUGGUGUCCCUCAGAAGAAGAAGCUUAGGGUGCUUGUGGCUGGUGGAGGGAUUGGUGGGUUGGUGUUUGCUUUGGCUGCCAAGAGAAAAGGGUUCGACGUGGUGGUGUUUGAGAAGGACAUGAGUGCUAUAAGAGGGGAGGGAAAGUAUAGGGGUCCAAUUCAGAUACAAAGCAAUGCUUUGGCUGCUUUGGAAGCUAUAGAUAUUGAGGCUGCGGAAGAAGUUUUGAGAGUUGGUUGUAUUACUGGUGAUAGGAUCAAUGGGCUCGUGGAUGGGGUUUCUGGCGCUUGGUACAUAAAGUUUGAUACAUUCACGCCUGCAGCGGAGCGUGGGCUUCCAGUCACUAGAGUUAUUAGUCGAAUGGCUUUACAAGAAAUCCUUGCUCGUGCUGUUGGGGAGGAUGUCAUUAUGAAUGACAGUAAUGUUAUUGAUUUUGUUGAUCAUGGAGACAAGGUAACUGUGGAGCUGGAGAAUGGUCAGAAAUAUGGUGGAGAUCUCUUGGUUGGAGCAGAUGGGAUAUGGUCCAAGGUGAGGAAUAAGUUAUUUGGCCGAACAGAAGCUACUUACUCUGGCUAUACUUGUUACACUGGUAUUGCAGAUUUUGUGCCUGCUGACAUUGACUCUGUUGGGUACCGAGUAUUCUUAGGACAUAAACAAUACUUUGUAUCUUCGGACGUCGGUGCUGGAAAGAUGCAGUGGUAUGCAUUUCACCAAGAACCUGCUGGUGGUGCUGAUAUCCCCAAUGGGAAAAAGGAAAGGUUGCUUAAGAUAUUUGAGGGUUGGUGUGAUAACGUGAUUGAAUUGAUACUUGCCACAGAAGAAGAGGCAAUUCUUCGACGAGACAUAUAUGACAGGACCCCAACAUUUACAUGGGGAAAGGGCCGUGUCACAUUGCUUGGUGAUUCUAUCCAUGCCAUGCAGCCAAAUAUGGGCCAAGGAGGAUGCAUGGCUAUUGAGCACAUGAAAAUAUUUCUUGUUGAUGCAAUGGACAUCAACAAAGUCGAAUUAUCGAUGGAACACUCAAAUGCUAUGGACAGUUAUCAACUUGCAUUGGAAUUAGACAAUGCAUGGGAACAAAGUAUCAAAUCAGGAUCUCCAAUUGAUAUUGAUUCUUCCUUGAAAAGCUAUGAGAGAGAAAGAAGAAUAAGAGUUGCCAUUGUUCAUGGAAUGGCUAGAAUGGCAGCUUUGAUGGCUUCCACCUACAAGGCAUAUCUUGGUGUUGGUCUUGGGCCAUUGGAGGCAAACGACCAGUUGCACACAUGGUUUGAAGACAACGAUGCACUUGAGCGUGCCAUUAACGGAGAGAUUAACUUUAAGGAUGGCGCCUUCUUCGUGACUGAUUUGAGGAGUCUGCAUGGCACCUGGAUCAUUGACAAUGAAGGAAGGAGAUACAGGAUACCACCAAAUUAUCCUUCUCGUGUCCGUCCAUCUGAUGUGAUUGAGUUUGGUUCCGAUAAGGUUAGGCUCUACAUAUCCAGUACUGGCAUGCUUUGGGGUAUAGCUAGGUAUGCCUUAAUCACUGUUGAUUCAGGUGCGAUUGUCCUGAAAACAGCUAAACAUGUCUUGGGUCAGGUUCCUACAUGGGCAGGCUCGUAUGUUUUUGGGCCUGCUGGGCUGGACUCAAAUCUGGGUCCAGAAGAUGGAUUUUCAAUUCGGCUUCAUAUCGUGUUAAGUAUGAUGAGAUUGACAAAGCAGAGACCCAAAAUGCAAAGAAAGAGAGGAGGAAUGAGGCAUGGGGCUGGACCUACAAUUAAUAAUGCACCUUCGUGCCUAGAUCUUGCGUUACACCAUGCUAAUGAAGAAAAUGCACUCAACAAGACAACUAUAUAUUUUGGAGGAGUUGGAGUUUUUGACAAUAGUGUUGAGUGGGUGAUUCUAGAGAUGGAGGGAGGGAUGGUUAGGGGCUAG